Nematostella vectensis (starlet sea anemone) is the source of this 1209-nucleotide messenger RNA. RefSeq lists its product as uncharacterized. The transcript is spliced from 5 exons. NCBI's taxonomy places the organism in Eukaryota, Metazoa, Cnidaria, Anthozoa, Actiniaria, Edwardsiidae. Gene Ontology annotation, molecular function: protein dimerization activity; transcription regulator activity. Gene Ontology annotation, biological process: circadian regulation of gene expression; cell differentiation; negative regulation of transcription by RNA polymerase II. The coding region runs from base 234 to 653 and encodes 139 amino acids. The record is from RefSeq and is a predicted model, not a curated record. Gene Ontology annotation, cellular component: cytoplasm; nucleus.
CAUACGUUAACAGGUCUACAUGGAUAACUGAAAGAGAAAUAAAUUAUACAAAGCACGCACAUGCUCAGCAUAACACAAAUGCAGUAUUGAAAGUGAAAAUACCCACAAAGGCUGAUAAGUUUUCAAGGGAAAAGAAUGUUUCACUUUCGCAAUUAGCUCUUUAUAAAGUGAUCUUGUAUGGGGAGGCAACAACAGCAAGUUUUACAAGAAACUGCAGCCCACAAGAUAAAAUAAUGUCUAGUAGAGAAAAUGUACCAAGAGCAGGCACAGAUGACUACAGAACACGGCUACUGAAGAACUGCGUACGAAGCUAUAAGAGGAAAAUAAAGAUGAUGGAAUAUUCACGGUUGCGCUCGCUAGUUCCGUCCGUGGCUAGUAAAUCGCGUGUAUCUAAGAUCCAAGUUAUCGAAGAAGCUAUCAAAUACAUCGCGCAGCUUCAAGACGCGCUAAGAACGCAGCCCGAUAGCAGUAGCCGAGGCGAGAGCUCCAACUCCAAUACAGAGUCGGCAACGGUGGAAAAGCCUCGAUCAAGCGUUCGGGAGAAGCGUCAGCGAAUCGCCUCAUAUAUGAUUAAAAGGCAAAGACAUACGCCAAGAACUCGGCCGAAAUUCACAGCAUCUAUGACAAAUGAAAGAAAGGACACCAGUUCUUGAACACAUGCAUUAUUGCAUAUUAAAUGGCCACGAAAAUCUGCUGGAGCGACACUAGGACCGAACUCAAAUAAAUUCUGGCAGGAUAAUUGCAGGCGUACACGUGAGAUUGGUCUGCGUGGUGACGAGAAUGGUGGUUGGGUAAAAUGCCCAUGGCGCCCCGUGAUACGGGACGAACCACCGAGAACUCCAAGAAGAAAAGACUUUUGAGAAAAAAAAAACCACCCAAAACAGUACUUUGGACAACGACAGAAUGCAAUAGCCAAAAUCAAUUGUAAAUAGUCUGAUAAGUGCACAAUUAGACAGCAAUAGUUUUGAUUAUUUUUGAAAGAAUACCUAGGUGUUGUGAGGUAUCUUUAAAGCGCGCUCACAACAAUAAAAAACAAGUAUUGAAAAAAUACUUGGCUUUUCAAGGGGCCUGCGCUCCAAACAAAGAGAAUGCUCUUCUGAAGUAAGUCAACGCGCUAUUGUAUCAUCUAGGUGUCUUUUUUUAGAAUAUGAGAACUCUAAUAGAACAAUUGCGCGAAAUUCUAACCAAUAAAAACAUUAUUCACGAGUC